AGAACGCAGCAUAUAUUGAUACAUCUAAAUCAAACUAAUGAAACUUUUAAGCUCAGCACUGUUAGCGCUCUGCAUUUCUGGACAAGUAGCAUGCGCCAGCGUACGUGAGGCAGGUGAUGACCUGGCCGAGGUUGCUGACACUGCCGAUCUAGAUAUUGACCUUGUAUAUGAUGCCGAGGCUGAAGACCUCGAGAUUAGUCAACUAGAUGAUAUGGAUGAUGAAGAUGACGACAAUGAUAACGAUGAUUUCUCUGUCGAAGAUGAUGUGAUGGGUGUCGAUGAUGAUGACGAAGAUGAUGACGACGACGAGGAUGAGGUAGAAGAGAAAACACCUCUCCCCGGAGAAGAAGGAUAUGAAAUCCCCGAAAUGCCCACCACCAAGAUUACAAAAAUGCCAGAUUACGCAACUACAUGCGGCAAAGUCGAGAAUCGUGUGAAUUGUGGGAAGCACAGAGAUGGUGCAAUAAUCAAAGCCGAGAAGGAUUGCUGCAAAUUCGAUAACGAGUGCAAGGAUAGAAGCUUGCCCAAGUGCUCAAUUUCACACUGCUGUACGCAAGGUGAUGGCGAGACUGAUGAAGAGGCCGAACAAAUGCAGAUGGCAUGUGACUGUGAUGGUGCCGUUGUAAAUUCCAAAUGCUACGAUUCUGUAAAGGAGGCGAUGAAAAGUAGUAAUUAUGGCGAAACUGUAUACAUAGGAGGUGAGAAUUGGAUCGAUGCUCCUAUUUAUUUCCAAACUAAGAAGCUGUCGGUUAUUGGUGCCAAAUGCAACGGGGAGCGCGCAACUAUAUACGCCGAUUUUGACUCCAAAACUGAAGCGGCUUUUGAGUUCACAGGUUCUGAGCAGUUCGUUACCUUCCAAGACCUCGACAUUAAGGGUGUGGACGGCAAAACAGCUUCAGCAAUCAAGGGUAGAGGUGACGAGAACGACUCAAGUGACCAAUUAAUUGAUUUGACCCUGCGCAACGUACAUAUUACGGAUAUGACAUGCCAACGUGCUGGCUGCGGAGUCUUCCUUGGUGGGGCCAAAAAUCUAUACAUCGAUGAUGACAGUGUAUUCAAGCGACUGAUAAUGAGCACAAAAGAUAAUGAUUUGUACGCUGGUGGUGCGGCUGUCGCAGUAAUCUACUUGCCUCAGAAAAGUUCUCUCGAAAUUCGAGGAACAUACGAGGACAACAAAGCGAGUUAUCUUGGUGGAUCAAUUCAUAGUGGAGGAGGUGCGAUUUACCUAGAUUACAUGGAUGGCAAAGUUGCUAUCGACGCAAAGUUUAAGAAUAAUGUGGCCAAUCAAGGAGGUGCCAUCAACAUUCAAGGAGUUAGGAACGAGGCUGUGAUUGACGGUCUUUAUCUGUCUAAUAUUGCCGAGGACGGUGGUCUCGCCGCUCGUGCCGGUGCUGUCCGAAUUAUGGAGAUCACAGACAAUGGUUCAGUAACACUAAAGGGCGACUACAUUGGAAACAUUGCGCAAGGUCGUGGUGGUGUUAUAGCUACUAACAUUCAGCCGGAAGGCUCGAAACUUUUCAUGGAAGGAUUCUAUCACGCCAAUGCCGCCGCUACAUACGGAGGAGUUUGGAAUUUCUGGUCCGAGCAUACAAUUUUCAACGGCAAUGCCUUUCUUUACAAAGGUAGCCAGUUCGAAGACAAUUUGUCGGUGAAGGAUAACGGUACAUCGCAAAUUUUGUAUAUCGGCGGCAAUCCGCCAAAGAGAGAGAACUUCAUCCCUAAUCCCACUAAGAGAUACACUGAAGAGUCGUGGGUGAAAAAUGAAGGAAAUAGUGUGAUAUUCAAAGGCACUCCUACACAAGCCUUCGCCUUCCAAGGUGUUGGAAUACCCAGUCGUUACGUCAAGAGUGGUAUCAACGCAACAGAGCUAACAUAUUAUGCAAGCAGCUAUGCCAAGCACAUUCAGGACCUCGUAGAUUUAGGGUUGGAGGACCCUGUAAGCGAAGCAGACGUGUUGAAGACCUUGCAGAAAACAGCUGCUGAUCAAAGAUACGCCUACCGUGUAAUGAAGGCCGAUUGGAGAGAGGGUAACGCGACAAUCAGAGCUGAGGAACGAGCUGUUAACAGAACGAUUCGCGUUGAAGAGGCCUUCAAAAACCGAACAGCUACAGCAGAGGAAAGAUAUGACAACUACACAAUCAGAGCUGAUGUACGCCUUGAAGAAGGUAUCAAACUGGCCAAUGUUAAGCAUGACAAUGAGACUGCAAUCGCACUCGCCACAUUCGAAGCCGAUAAGAUUGAGGCCGAUCAGAGAUUCUCCAAUGACACGGCCGAUGCUUGGGCGAAGUACGAAAAUAGUACAGCAAUAGUAGAGACUGACGAACUCGAAAAAGAACUAGAACAAACAGCGAUCGAGAAGUUCAAUGCCUACGCUCUACUUCAAGAGGAGAUAUUCAAUUCUGCACAGGAUGUUAUCGACGAGAAGUAUGUACUUCGCUUGCAAGAGCACAAGGAUACACUGGAGGCCAAUUUACAGCUUGCUGAUGAAAAGCUUGAGGAAGAUUUGUCCAAGGCUGAGGACCGAUUCCUCAGUAUCGAACAAGCCGCCGAGUUUGCGUAUGACGAGAGUGCAGGAGCAGCUGAGGCCAAGCACGAAGAGACCGUAGCAGCAGCUAAGGAUAAAUACGAUACAGACAUAGAGGAGAUUGAGAGCAAGUACGCCUCUGACAUGGAGGCUGCCAAAGUCAAGUACGAUCUUGACGUGGAGAAGGCAUACACUUAUAGCGAUCCCACUAAAUCUCUUAAGAGUGCAGCUGAUCGACGAGAUGAUAAAUUCGAACAGGUAGAGAGCACAAGGGCGGAGAAGAUCGACCAGGCAACUGCUGAAAGGGAUGAAACGAUUGAGAAAGCAGACAGCCAGCUGGAAGAAAAACUUUCUUCCUACCAAGAGAAAAAAGACAGCUCAGGUCCCGCCGAGGAGAAGCGACGCACGGAGUCCAUCGCUAAGGCUAAGUCAUCGCACGCGGAGAAGAUACAAGUAUACCAGGAGCGAUACGAAGCUUCUUUGGCCGCAGACGAAGAUAAAAAACCUUUAGAUAUUGCCAAGAAAGAGGCGAGUAUGAUGACCAAUUUGGAGAACGCUGAAAUCCGAAAGGAGGAGGACAUGGCCAAGAUUGAUGCUAAGAAAACUGCUGUCUGGGAGAAGGCCGAGGAGCAGAAGAAGAUCGAUAUGGACCGUGCACAGGAACGGUUGGACGCAAAGCUGAUUUCUGUCGAGGAACGAUACAAAGAACGUAUUGCCGCCGCAGAUGAGCGCAAGAAGGUGCGUUUAGCUGCUGCAGCACAGCGCAAGGUGGAUGACCUAGCAAAGAGAGAUGCGCGAGCAAUUACUGACGAGGCCGAUAUGAUUUCGAGAAGAGAAGAAUCCACGAAGGCUGCUGAAUUGGCCAACCAAGCCGAUCUCGACCGUAUCCGAGAUGACAAGGUGGCGCAAAUGGCGAUUGCCGAAGAUGAGAAGAAGACUGUUUUGGCCGGAAAGCAAUAUGUUGAGCCUGUGGUGGUGGCUACACCUACGGCAACAGCAGCGUGAACUUCGCGUUUGUAGCAAACGAAGCACCGGUGCUACGUAUAAAGGCUCACUCAGUACGCCACCACUUGGAGAAAUAAUCGAAAAUAUAAAUAAUUAACGUACUGCUCACUCCCUCUGUAUUGUUCACUCCCUUUGUAUUGUAUUGGUUUCUCUUACUAAACAAAAUAAUCAAGUACACCACCACUCUGAGAAACAAUAUAUAGUGAUUGUCAGAAUAACCCAAAUUAAAAAA
Sphaeroforma arctica JP610 is the source of this 3761-nucleotide messenger RNA. RefSeq lists its product as hypothetical. The transcript has a single exon. Lineage: Eukaryota; Ichthyosporea; Ichthyophonida. The coding region runs from base 38 to 3529 and encodes 1163 amino acids. The record is from RefSeq and is a predicted model, not a curated record.